Thelazia callipaeda (thelaziosis nematode) is the source of this 1530-nucleotide messenger RNA. The record is from the annotation of a GenBank genome assembly. Lineage: Eukaryota; Metazoa; Nematoda; Chromadorea; Rhabditida; Thelaziidae.
AUGUCACUGGAUAAGGGUGCUCCAACACAUCCAAAUCAUCAUUAUACUGCUCAAGAUUUUGCAACAUUUAAGCACUGUAAAGCUGACACCACAACUGAUGUAGGUGAAGAAUGUUCUGAUUUUUACAGUAUUAAAAAUCCGACAUCGGUCACUUUAAAGCAAACUUCAACUCCAUCGCCAAGUUAUCCAUCAGCUAAUUCGUGGCCUGGAUUUGGUGGUCGAUAUAUACAUGGUGCUGAAGAAAUUCAAGUCCCGACCGUGGACUCUAGAAGAUCACCUUCCACUGCAAAAUGCGAUUUCACUUUUCGACAGAAGCUAAGGCGACGUGUUUAUGUUUUUUCGUCAAAAAUGGCAAAUGAUGCUGUUAUUGGCGUACGACAAAAGAAAUUUGAAUCAAUCAUUGCUUGGCAUGAAGCUAACUGUCGGCCAAGCACUUCAAAGGGUUCUUUCGUGAGUGAUAGUCAGGCGGUGCCUUUGCCAAAUAAAAAGCGUUGCAAUGUGCAAGACAUGCGGAUGGGAUCACCGAUGACAUCAUGUGGCACACCCUCGGUUUGCAGUCCAUCAUCAAGCACUCUGCUCCCAGUUCCGCAUAAUAUGGAAUUGAAUGGUAAUCCAUCUGGUAAUCCUACAGAAAUGACUUCUGCAGAACUCCUCAAUCCUGAUGAUCAAACUGAUAUUGGCGAUAACCCAUUAAGGCGUAUGGAACGUAUGACGCAGGAUUCACUCUUCGAGCCUCCCUCAAAAUUAAGUCGUACAUCUGCUGAAAAUAAUUAUCCUGCAAGAAGGGAGCAAGAUCGCAAUGCUAAAUUAGAGAAAAUGCGAACUCUUGAACAGCAAAUAAUGUAUGACAAAGCCAGAACAGAAUGGGAUCGAAUGAUGCAUGAACAUGAAGCAAUUAAAAUGGCUCGUGGUUACAUGCCUCCUUUGAUGGCAAAUUGUUCCCAAGCAUCAAUUCCUUCCCCUUUUCCAUGUAAUUUUCCUAGUCAAAAUGGUAUGUUGAUGCAAGGACCAUGUCGACGAGCAGUUUAUCCACAACCAAUGCAUUCAUCUGAACAACCGACUUCUAUUUCUAAUAUGAACACUCCAAUGAUAGUCCCAUUACCGCAGACCUCGGGUCCUAACAUGCCGAUGUCUCAACCUUUAAGGCCAUCUCUUAAUCCCACUGCUUGUAGUAUGCAGUACACUCAUUGUAAUUUCAUGUGUUGUCCAUAUCCUCAGAAUACAUAUCCCACUGCCCAAAAUUACCCUGCUGUGAAUGGUUCUGGACCACCAUGUUUUCAUCCUAACUUUGUUUCGAACGGUGGUAAUAUUCCAUCGCAGUCGAAAGAGUAUAGUAUGUACCAGCAGGGAGCUCGAACUAUGUGCCCACCUGAAAAAUUGGAUUGUGAUAUGUGGAAUAGGCAGAUGCCGAUGAUUCCUGCAGAUUUUGAAACUUCGUUUUCUGAUCAAAAAAUGCAGUAUCACAAUAAUGCAAUAAUGAAUGACAAGCUAUUGGGUGCCGUUGCCAGUACGAAUGCUAUGUUUGCUUAA